Manis javanica (Malayan pangolin) is the source of this 1788-nucleotide messenger RNA. Lineage: Eukaryota; Metazoa; Chordata; Mammalia; Pholidota; Manidae. The record is from RefSeq and is a predicted model, not a curated record.
CAGAGAAGUUAUUUUUAAAAAGUUUUUUAAGUAACUGAUUUUCUUUUUUUUACCCCAAGGGUGAUAUUAAAGUGGGUAGAAAUCUCACUGCUACUACCACAGUUGGUAAGAAAGUAUUUUAAAUAGUUAUAGGGGGGAAUGUUGUGUAUGACUGCACAGUAUACAUGUUGAUGCUUAUGUCCAGUUGGGGAGUUUUGCAUUAAAACUAAGGAGAAAGUUUGGUUUGUAUUUAAAAUAAUGUCAGUGCAAUGAGAUAUCUCAGGUUGGUGCAGGCAUGACAGAAUGCCACUGUCACAGCCGUUAGCAAUCACACAUGCCAGCCUAGGAGUUAAAAGCUAUCUCCUGUUUCCUUAGGAAUAUGUAUGCCCUCUGAUCACAGUCAUUUCCAUCGAGGGGAAAUAGAGGAAACCAUUAUUGAAAGCUUUGGUAAUGAUCACAGCAUCCUGGAUGGGUACUCCAGAAGAACUACACUGUCUUCAAAAAUGUAUCAUACCAAAGGACAAGAAGGUUCUGUCUGUCUCCGAUCAUCAGACUGUGCCACAGGGUUGUGUUGUGCUAGACAUUUCUGGUCCAAGAUCUGUAAGCCUGUCCUCAAAGAGGGUCAAGUGUGCACCAAGCACAGGAGAAAAGGCUCCCAUGGGCUGGAGCUAUUCCAGCGUUGUUACUGCGGAGAAGAUCUAUCUUGCCGGAUACAGAAAGAUCACCAUCAAGCCAGUAACUCUUCCAGGCUUCACACUUGUCAGAGACACUAAGCCAGCUGUCUGAACACAGUGGACUCCUUUUAUACAAUAUAUGCUAUGAAAACCUUGUGUGACUUUUGUCAGCUCCAUCCUAAAGGAUGUGCAAAUUCUGUGGUUACAGUUAAGCAUUCCAAUAAUACCUUCUGAAAAUCUGGAGUGUAAGAGCUUUUUGUUUCAUUAUGGAACUCCACUGUCAUUGAUUGCAGUAAAUUACUGUGUUGUAAAUUCUCAGUGUGGCACUUAGUUGUAAAUGCAAAAAAACUUUUUAAUUAUUUUUCUAAAGGUGCUGCAUUGUCUAUUGUUCCUUUUGUUAUGUAAAUUUUUGUACACAUUGUUAUCUUGACUGCUAAAUUUUCUCUGUUGAAUGGAAAUAACUUGUUUAUACUUCCUAAAUGCAUAAUCCUGUCCCCUUUUAAUUCUAGAAUCUAGAAUGCACGGAGCUUGCUGAAUGACAAAUGAUAAGGUAUCUAAAGUUGAUCAAGAAAAUUCUAGCUUAUUUUCUGAACUAUACUAUCUCAGUGCUUAUAUUUAUCCCUAGCCUGUGAUAGUCUUUUAAAUAAAAUUUAAAAUUUAAUACCGUGAAAUGUUAUAGGUAAAUUUUGGCAUUGUGAUCUUUAGGAGGGCCUGUGUCUGUAUGUGUUCUUUAGGACAGAAAUGUGACAUGUUUAAAGAAGAUCAGAGAAAGAUAUUUCAAUGUAAGAAUUGAUCAAUUCAAGAGUAAUAUUAAAGAAAAACAUGUUCACCAUUGACAAACGUAAACGAUCACAGUGUAGGAGACUGACUCUUACAUUACUACUUUCAAAAUAGUUUCCAACAAAUAAAAUCUACCCACAUGGUUAAUAACUCUUGGGCAACAAAGGAAAUUUCCACAUAAGUAAUACCAGAGCAAGUAUUUGGUGGUUCGCAGGAAGCGGGUGUGCACAUGUGUAAAUGCAGUUGACAAAAAUGCAGACUUUGUCCUAAGUUAGUUAAUUUGAAAUAUCUUAAAUACUACUUCAUGCCAGGACGACUUGUUCUCAUUACUUUGAUUUUAAAAUAAUUAUUAAAU